Miscanthus lutarioriparius is the source of this 1266-nucleotide messenger RNA. The record is from the annotation of a GenBank genome assembly. NCBI's taxonomy places the organism in Eukaryota, Viridiplantae, Streptophyta, Magnoliopsida, Poales, Poaceae.
AUGGCCAAGGCGACGAUGGUGGACGACAAGGUGGUGGUCGACUACCUGAACGACGUCUCGCGCGCGCUUCUGCAGGCUGACGUCCGCUUCGAGACAGUCCGGGCUGUGCAGGCCAGCAUCAGGAGCGCCGUCAACCUCCAGUCCAUCGCUGCCGGCACUGACAGCCCCGCGCUGGUGUGCGCCGACACGUUCCGGGCCGGCGCCCCGGACCAGCUGAGGCAGAACGCGGCCAAGCCCGGCAUCCCUUUCUACGGGAGCUACACGGAGUCGGACUCGGAACCCGUGAGGUUCGCCGUCGAGGGCGUGGACAGGUUCAGGAACGACGACCAAGAUGCUGAGGGAUGUGACCUCAUCGUCGUCGACACGAGCGGGCGCCAGAGCCAGGAGGCCGCUCUCCUGGAGGAGAUGCGGCAGCUCGCGGAGGCCACGCGGCCGGACCUGGUGGUGCUCGUCAUGGACGCCAGCAUCGGCCAGGCCGCGUUCGACCAGGCGCUGGCGUUCAAGCAGAGCGCCGAGGUCGGCGCCGUCAUCGUCACCAAGAUGGACGGCCACGCCAAGGGCGGCGGCGCGCUCAGCGCGGUCGCAGCAACGGAAAGCCCCGUCAUAUUCAUCGGCACCGGGGAGCAUGUCGCGGACCAGGAGGCCUUCAACGCCAGGUCCUUUGUGAGUCGUCUGCUAGGCAUGGGAGACUUGCCUGGCUUCGUGGGCAAGAUCGAGGACGCCAUGACGACGAUGCCCAUGCCUGCUGAUCAAGGACAAGGACUGGAGCAGCUUCUGCACGAGCUGAUGACGGUUAAAGGAGCCAGCGGCUUCACUCUCAGGGCUCUGAACCAGCUGUUCCGGUUAGUGCAGAGCAUGGGUCCUCUAAGGCAUCUCGUCUCCUUGCUACCAGCUGGAUUAUUGGGAGACAAGGGGAAGCGGGAGAAGGAAGGGCAGCAGGCCAAGAUCAAGAGGUACAUGACGAUCAUGGACUCCAUGAGUGCUGCAGAGCUUGACGGGGCCGACCCGAUGAAGCUGAUGAUGACGAAACAGCAGCAGUCACGGUCACGGAUCAACCGGGUCGCUCAGGGAUCCGGCAGGCCCGUCAGCCAAGUGAUGGAACUGCUGGAGGAGCACAAGCGAAUGGCCCAAAUGUUGAGCAAAUUCGCCCCACACGUCAAGAGACAGAGACAGGGACCCAAUAACGACAUGUUGAAUCAGCUUGGUGGCACAAUUGGGCUGCACAGUAUCAUCAGACAAAUGGAUCGACGCUCAAAGUCGACUUAG